AUGUUGGCCAUGCACCAUAUGACCCCGGUGGAAGUUACCCAGAUCUCCAACCUGCACACGCUCAUCCUCGAAAUCAACAGCGAGGUGGCGCUGUUCCGGGACCUGCUUAUCCACGUCGGUCAAUCCCGCGAUUGCCCGGAGCUGCGGGAGAAAAUUCGAAAACUGCGCCGAUCUUGCGUCGAAGCGUGCAAACACACCGCCGCACUCAUACUGCCGCAAAUACGAACCGCCAUCGCCGAAGGCAUCCUGACCGACAACCCGCACCUGGUGCUGCUGUUCUACCUUGCUCAACUAUUUCUAAGAGAAUUAAUCAAAAGCCAUCGACUGGUGCAGGUAAUACCGAUGGACAUGUCCGGCUAUUACGAGAACCGGGCCGGGCCGUCGAAUCUCGGCAAUGUGAUAAGUCAGAUACUGCUCUGCAAACAAAUUACGCCCGACUUCAACCAGGAGGAGCUGUGCAGCAUCACCAAGGACUCGCAGGAGAUCGCCCGGAUACUGCAGGAGCUGCAAGAGUUCAUGCCCCAGCAGGAGACCUACCUGGAGCGCACCAUCGCACUGACGAACGAAGUCAACGGACCGUGGCCGGCGAAGCGGCGUCGCGGUUCGCUCUACAAGAACAUGGGCCUUCUGUGCUGCGUAUCGCGGCCCAACUACCUAUGA
This is a messenger RNA of Anopheles coustani, 660 nucleotides long. RefSeq lists its product as uncharacterized. The record is from RefSeq and is a predicted model, not a curated record. Lineage: Eukaryota; Metazoa; Arthropoda; Insecta; Diptera; Culicidae. The transcript is spliced from 5 exons. Gene Ontology annotation, cellular component: neuron projection. The coding region runs from base 1 to 660 and encodes 219 amino acids. Gene Ontology annotation, biological process: G protein-coupled receptor signaling pathway.